AAAAUCGCUCUUCUUAAUCGAUUAGAGAGAUCGUAGGAAAAGAAGAAGAAAUAUAUCAUGUCCUUGGAACUUUUUCACGCAACAUCGACGGCAGUUGUACUAUGGACAUGUUUAAGUUUCAGCGUGGGUUUGCCACUUUCAGAAAAUGCUACUACUACCGUAGUGGUGGUGGUGCCGACGAAAUUUUUCAAAUCAAGGUCAGUAUUUGGUGCACAAGAAUAAUCGUUCGAUAAUAUAUAUAUUUCGUGUGUGAUAUUUAGCGCGAACAGGUCACCGACUUCGAUCGGUGCUAAUUUCUAUCGGUUACCUCCCUCUCCUGCUAAUUUGUUGAAACCCGAUGGAUUUCAAUUCUACACGUACAACGAAAGGGGUGAUAUGAUCACGAGACAGAUGACUAUACAAGAAAUUCAAGCUUUGAUCGCGGGCGGAGGUCCGGAUCAUUCGAACGUAGAGAUUCAAGAGCCCCAGAAAGCUCAAGAUAUUCUUACGGGUGGGAAGAAGGUAAUGGACGUUGUGGAGAAGGUGCAAAACGUAUUGAAAAGUGCUAUGGGUAAACCACCGUCAACUACGUUAACGGGCUCGCUCCCGACGAUCCCGGAAAAGGCAAACGUCGAAUGGAGUAAUAUCCUACCCGCUAUUUUGGCGGGCGACAAAUAUGAAAAUAAGGUGGAAGAAGCGAUAUCCGAACACGUGGACUCUUAUACGGAGAAAUUGAUGGUACCAGUGCCGGUGAUCACGACCGAACGGAAUACCGAAGAAUUCACCCAACGUCCCAUUUUUCACAAGGCAACCCAAGUUCCAUCCUCCUUGGACGAAAAGGUGUUGUCAGACACAACCACGACCACUGCUGCUCUCGUAUUUGCAGAUGUAACGUUCGAUUCGAACAAUCACCGAACAAUCCAAUCCACUUUUACCACCGAAUCUUCGACGAUACCAGCGCGCGAUACUACGACGUUAGUAACGAAAGAAAACGAUCUCCUAGAGUCAGCGCAAACUUUCAAACCUUUAUCCGUGGAAUUGGUCGAUUCGUUGUCAAGUGUUAUCAGUCAGGUCUCCGAAGACGUUCCUUCCGUUUUACCUGCCGUUUCUGAUAUCGGAUCGGUCAACGACGACGAUGCUUCUGAAAUUACAACAGUAUCGACAACAGCGUCGAUCUCACCUCUGCCGCACAACCAAAACGAAACGACCGAAGUUGACCAAGAGGAAAUCUUCUCGACCGUAUCGAUCGACGCGACGACAGAUCUCGACGAAACGACCACCUAUUCGGAAAUUUUCACGACAAAAUUCGACAGCGUUCCAUUGGCAAUAAACGUAACUUCUACGACGUUAAAUUCGAAACCGGUUGCAAUUGUCGACGAUAUACUUCGCACUGCUUCAACCGAAGCAAGUACAGUUGCUACCGAACCGCUCACUUUACCGAACAAUUUUUCAACCAACACUUUAGCAAGCGCACUUAUCGCCGGCUUUCAAUUACCCAAAUUGAACGGCAAUUCCAAGGUAUCCAUUUCUUCAGCUACCUUGGAUAAUGCAAGUACUCUACGUACUUCUACAACAAUACCUCCAACACCGCCGCAACAACAAAACGAACUGUCGAGCAAACCUACGGAAAAGUUGCAAGGAGGAAAUAACGAAUCGGAAAUAACACGUCUCGAGGUAAUCCCUCAAGAUGUUACGACAGAGUACGUAUCGUCGACGGAAGACACCAACCAGGAAACUGUAACACCGUAUCACACCACAGCACCGUACGACGAAUCGACGACUGGAAAUUCCUCCAAUGCGGCGGAGGACCGACCGUUGGUGGUUCAUAGCUCGAACGACACGAUUGAUUCGCGGUUGCACGCAACCACUGCAAACGAGGACGAAGGUAUCACAAGUGCAACGAACGCGAUCGAUUUAGAGCAGUUAGAGAGCAGCAAAAAGGAGAACAACAGCACGGAACAUGUCUGGCAGCGAAUAUCGUUACAUCCGACAACACAAGCGAUCGAAUCGCAGAUCGAAGCAGUUUCUUUAGACGCCUCGAAGAGCAUCAGCGGGUUGGACAGUAGUACGAGGAACGCGAGCAUCGACAUGGUCAAUUUUGCGAGACUUUGCAACGAACUCGCGAUGAAAUUUUGGAUCGCAGCCAACAAAGGAUUGAGUACCGGAAGGUCACUUGCCCUUUCUCCGUUCGGUACGAUCAGUCUGUUAGCGAUGAUUUUUCUCGGUGCCCGAGGAUCGACUUCCGAUCAAAUGAACGAAGUACUCGGACUCGACAACGUUGCCACCUUCAACCCUCAUCUGAUCUUUCAAAAUGUAACCGAUACAGUGAGCUUAGCGAGACAUCAGGGUAUCGCGAACGCGGCAUUUGUUCGCGAGUUGUUCGCGGACAAGGCCAAGGUGAGAAAAUUGUUGCCGUUCUACAAAGAACAGGCGCAACAGUUCUACGAGGGAUUGGUGGCCGAAGUAAAUUUCGCUACUAUCAGCGAUCUCGCGCGUCGACGAACCAAUCUUUUGAUUCGAAAACAAACCGGAGGCAGGAUAAAAGAUUUCGUCAAGAGCAACGCUGUUCCGUUAAGAUCACCGCUUGCUGCCAUUUCGGCAAACGUCUUUCAGACAGACUGCAACACAAGUUCAGCCAGUGCAACAGGCCGAGACGGGGAAUUAUACUUCGCCGUUUCAUCCGCGCACAGAUUGCGCAAGUUGAUCCCUGUUCCAGCCACUGUUUGGCGAUCGAACGUACUUGCCGGAUACGAGCCGAGUUUAGACGCGACCGCGAUCGCUCUCGGUGGUACCGAUAAGCUCGUCUCGACCAUAUUCCUUUUACCCGGUCAGCAGGGUCACGCUGCACCCGGUGACACGUUGGAUCGUCUGGAGCAAAGGCUCGUUAAAGGAGCCUUUCGGGAUGGAAGUUGGAAUAAAUUGCUCAAGGUUCUUAUACCUAGAACAGCCCUUGAAUUACAAAUACCAAAAUUUAGUCAUCGAUCUGUUGUAAACGCUACCGCUGCCUUGAAAAGAAUGGGCCUCGAUCGGUUAUUUUCUAGUCAUGCUGAUUUCAAAGGAAUUGGAAAUCGUCUCUUUCUAUCCGACGUUUUACAGAUGAAUCUGUUCAGUACGUGUGGCGACGAAAACAUAGCUAACGGACGACACCACGUGGAAAUUUAUCCAGCUAGUCCUUCCUUACGAAAUUCAAGACAACUUUCCGAGCAAAGUUAUUCGCACAGCACAAUUCCAACAAAGAGGGCAACGAGGAGGAAAAGGAGCGUCGAAAAGAAACCCAGAUUGAAAUUGGAUCAACCUUUCCUCUACUUCGUACGGCACAAUCCAACUGGUCUCAUACUCCAUAUGGGACGUUUCAAUCCUAGGUUAUUGUAGGACACCGAUCUGUAGGUAGGACGCAACUACGAAAACUUAUACUUUCUGCAACAAGAUGGCAUCGACGUAUGUAUGUGUAAACAUGUGUUGCCAUUUUUUUCUGCUUUCGCGCGCAACGACACUAGGUGUACACAGGAGAGUUUGCGCGGUAACCUUAUUGAAAAUUACCUCAAAAUUACCUUUCAACGAAUUUCACGAAAAGAGGAUCUACAAGAUUCGAAUACC
Messenger RNA from Habropoda laboriosa, 3576 nucleotides. RefSeq lists its product as uncharacterized. The transcript has 5 exons. The record is from RefSeq and is a predicted model, not a curated record. Gene Ontology annotation, molecular function: serine-type endopeptidase inhibitor activity. NCBI's taxonomy places the organism in Eukaryota, Metazoa, Arthropoda, Insecta, Hymenoptera, Apidae.